CCGGGUUCCUUAUGCAGACGCACUUUCUGGAUCCCAGCCUUUAACUUCGCUCCGGACCUGCUCUGCGUGCACGCGCUUUCUGACCGAGUGCGCGCCCUCGCGCGUUUCAAGCUUUCUCAGUGGUGUACCACUAAAGCAUUUUCUCAAAGUCAGGAGAUGACAACUGUAAAGCCAGAUGUUAGCAGCAAUGGCAUUUUCAAGAACAGAAUAAGAAGAUGACCUGCACUCUGGGUGGAUGUUAGAGUAAACCCUUCUCCCCUGCAUCAGAGCAAUGCAUGAAAAUCACAGCAGCAGUCACGUAGCGAGUAAGAAGGAAGUCAUAAGCAGGAACUGAAGAUAUUGUAAGUGUUGUGAAAAUCACACAAACACGGCAUCAGAACGAGACACAAAUAAACUCUCAGGAUGAAUGAACUUUCUGAAAGGUUGAUACUUGACCACACCCACUUCCUCAACAGAAAACACGAGAGGCAUGUUAAUGAGCAUGCUGCGUUUUGCAUCACGUGUUUGCUGUGACGUCUCAGAGACCUGAGUUUCCUUUUCCACAGUUAUUUUAUUGAUGGCUUGAAUGUAAAUCUAAACGGAAGUAUCUGUCACAUGUCAUGCAGUUUAUUAUUAUCUUUAGAAUCAGAAAAUACAGAAUUGGAUAUCAAGACUAUUAUAAGACAUAAUAUAGAUGAGUAAUUAUCUGUUAUUUAGCAAAUGGUUUUAAAUUGAAAGCAGACCCAUGUUGUCUGAGGUCUGAAUUUUACUGACAGCUGAACCAUCAACAUGUACGUAAAUAUUAGAGCCAGAAGAAUUCUAAUGUAAUAAAAUUAACAAAUUACAGUUAAAAAGAAGCUCUGAUGAUUAAACCAACGCCAAAAAGAACAAUACAGUCCAGUGUGGAGUAAACACUAAUAUAGAAUAUUAAUCUUUACAUAGAUCUGAACUGUCCAUUCUCAUGUAAUUCUUAUUUAAUUGUAAUUGUGUCCAUUUUAAUGUAGUGUUUUAUUCUAAAUCACAUGAUGGAGACCCUCAAUCAAAAACUCUGCUCUGAGAGCGAAUCUUUUUCCUUUCUGUUGUUCUUCUCAGUGUUCACUCUCUUUCUCUUCCUGUGUGGUAAAGAGCACAAAGUCUCUUUCUCUCUUUCUCUCUCUCUCUUUCUCUCUCUCUCUCUCUCUCUCUCUCUCUCUCUCUCUCAGUCGCUUGUGAACAGUUGAGGAGGUAACAGCACUCCAGCAUCCUGUCUCUGAAAAUGGACUUUGAUUAUCAGAAAAUUAAAGAUGAGGAAUUUCGUAAGAGAGAAGAGCGAAUUGGUUCUUUGCCGUUCCCACAGCCGAGACCUCAGGCACUAACCGUUACAGAAACUCCAUCCAAUAUCCAGAAACCUCCAAUCAAGCCUCGACGCAGCAUCAAAAACCGUCCCAUUGCACAGCCAGGAUCAGAAGCUUCACACAGCCAGACCAAUCAGAUGGAGAAUGAGGAACGGAAACGAAUCGCUCCAUCUCAGGUGCUAAACCCUGCAGGGCCCCUGGAUGCUCAGACUCCGUCUCUGCAGGCUCAUAAUCUUCUGUGGUUUCAGAGAACGCAGCUGCCUCGGCUGCAGAAACCCGUCCCGAGCUGGCUUCACGGCUUCGCCACUCGCAGGGAAGCUGAGCAGCUGCUGCAGGAGAAGCAGCAGGGUUGUUUCCUGUUGAGACUCAGCGAAUCGAAGGUUGGCUUUGUGCUCUCGUAUAGAGGUGUAGAUAAAUGCCGUCACUUCAUCAUAGAGGAAGAAUUUGAUGCGUCUGGUACAAAAGGUCAGUACGUCAUUGCUGGGGAGACCAGCAAACAUUCCAGUCUGGAGGAACUGAUAAACUACUAUACCCACAAUCCAGUGGGGCCUUUCAAUGAAACCCUCACUGUGCCUUGUGUACAGACUUUUACUUUGCCUGUUUGCCUGCUGCUGUUUGGUGAACAUCUGGAACAGGGUUUGGCAGCAUCACCACCUCACAGAUGCAGAGAUUCAAUCCAGACUUUGGUUACUGUCUGUGUAAAGGUUCUCAUGUCCUUCAAAUAUCCACAUAGGUUUCAUCCAGGGUCUGUGGUUUCUUUCAAUGCCAAUAGCAGCCACUCCACCAUGCAGUGGAGAAAACCCUUCCAAAGCCUCCACAGGACCCGAAGUUCUCACCGCCCAGAGACGGUGCAGUACGCUGUGGUGAGGAAAACCCUGAGAAAGGCAAACUCCAUAUCUGAGAGUGUGAGUGAAGCACUGGCCAGCAUCCAGGAACAUACAGAUACACCAAUGAUGACUGAGAAUGAAACACCAGAUCCUGUGUUCAGCAGCAAAGACACGUGUGCUGAAGGAGACGUGACCCACCCAGGGGAUGCCCCUUACGCACGUGUAAAUAAACCCCAACGUCCAGCACAGACGUUCUCCUCCCACGACUCUGCGGUGUGUGGAGCAGCAGCCGAGGCCGAGAUGCUCCUCAACGACGCUGCUGUAGCCGAACAGAAGUACUGGGAGCUGGAGCCUGUGCACACGUACGAGGAGGCCCUGCACACACCUUCUCGUGAUGACCAGAUUGAGUUCUACGCAGUUGGAAGACAGCGAGGAAACACGAGGAGUUCAGCAGGUGUCGCUGUUAAUCACGUCUACUCAGAGGUCAACAUUAAGGGGAACAGAGAUGACCCCAUGUCAGCUUCUCCACCACUCCACACAGGCACAACGUUCAUUUCUACCCCAUCCUCCACCAGACCCAGACUACCCCUAAGAUCUGCCCCUAGAGCUGCACAACCAGAGGCCACUGCUCAGAACUCAGCAGUGAGGAAUCCUUUCACUUUUCCAUCAGAGCAGGCCAUGGCAGGAAGCUCAGAGUUCUCCAUAUACGAGCAGAUUCCAGAAAGACCAAACAAGUCCAGACCUCCGCUGCCACCACUGCCGGGCCCCAAACGCUGAUCUCCUACUGACCUCCAACUCUUCAUAAUCAGCAGAUCCUCAUGUUCUACACACUGUAAAAAACCCACAAACACCGACACCAGAAACAGGAAGAUUCCACUGGAUGUGUGUUGGUGAACAUCACGAGGAUCAUCUCUUUUACAUUCACACUGAUCACACGAAUGAAUCUUCACCAUCUCGAGUCCCUCAGCCGUCUGUAUAGGAGAUUUAUUAUGCAGCAGAAUAAAUACAUUUAUAAAUGAAGUGCUGUUUCGGUCGAUUGCAGUCACCUGACAGCAGCUUGUGAUCCUCAGACGUUCCUACAGUCAGUCAUUUCAUCCACAUGGAUCAAUAAGUGCUCAGAGUGACGUUAGACAGAGGAGCUUCACGUCUCAUACUGAUAGUCACACUUUUAUUAACAAUUCAUCAUUACAGCAGGUCUGUACACCUCAAUCUAAUAAAAACCCACAAACCUC
Silurus meridionalis is the source of this 3372-nucleotide messenger RNA. RefSeq lists its product as uncharacterized. The transcript is spliced from 12 exons. The record is from RefSeq and is a predicted model, not a curated record. NCBI's taxonomy places the organism in Eukaryota, Metazoa, Chordata, Actinopteri, Siluriformes, Siluridae. Gene Ontology annotation, cellular component: cytoplasm. Bases 1235 to 2917 code for a protein of 560 amino acids.